This is a messenger RNA of Blumeria graminis f. sp. triticale, 1014 nucleotides long. The record is from the annotation of a GenBank genome assembly. NCBI's taxonomy places the organism in Eukaryota, Fungi, Ascomycota, Leotiomycetes, Helotiales, Erysiphaceae.
AUGUCCAGUGUCACUUGUGUUCUCGCCUUUCUUCUGCUUAGCAGUCAAUUUCCCAAGGAAACAAAUCGCCUGGUAUUAGUGGGGAAUGCAGCAGAGAACAAUUAUGCCAUGUACGAACCACCACCGAGCCUUCUCUUCCCCACGCCAAAAAAUAAAGCUAUAUUAAUGGCAAAAUAUCAAGCAGAGCAAGAAGGAACAUCAAUCACAUCUUACUGCUCAUAUAUCCUUGAUAUGGCUAGCAUUAUGAGUGAAAUAUCUGUGAACCUAACGAAGAAAAGGCGAAUUUUCGACCUGGAGUUCGAGGCUAGCAGUGGCAGCUUUUCAAAUUGUUAUACGAAGAUCGUAGAUCAUAGGAAUCUACAUCGGGGACCCAUCAGUUUAAAAUUUAUACAACUCAACUACCAGUGUACAAAAGCACACAUUGCAAGGUUAGCUGCAGAGGGAAGCGUGAAAGUUACGGGAAAAUAUAGAUGUUUUGCCCCGUACUCCGGCGCUCAACAAAUAACCAUCGACGCAGAUAGCGAGACGGAAUUAAGUCAAGACUCAAGGCAUAGAGAGGCUUUCUAUGGUGAAGAGGUAAAUGAUAUGGUGCAUGCACUUGUCUGGUAUCAGGGUCAUCUGCAUAUAUUCCAGAGCCUGUCAAGACUUGGGAGCUACUGGUAUCAAUUAAGUUCUAUCGGUCACGAAGAAAAUAACGGGAAAGUUAUCUACGACUUCAUAUCGAAAAAUGUGGAGUCUUUUCAGAACUUCAAAUCCAUGUUGGAGGAGAAAAAGUCUAGCUUCCAGGUAAAAUCUGGGCGUAAAUCACAUAGUAGAUUGCAGGUGAUACGCAUCUCGAUCUUCAAGCAUUUUAAGAUGAGAAAGUUUGUUCACCACAGCUUAAAGAUGAUGAUGGUCUCGGGCCAUGUGUUCUGUCAUGAUGGCUCGUUGAAGCCAUUAGCCAGCGAAAUAGAGCCUAAUUCUGACAGUCAAGUCAGCGAGAAAAAAUAUCCUACGCAACCAGUUGUCACCUAA